GUGGUCAAGAACAUCACCAAACUCAGUGAAGACUCCAAGCACUCCCAGGCCGACAACACAGAGAAGUCCCAGAGCACUGAGGUGGAUAUCAAAGGUCUGGAGGUUUCCUCUAAAGAGGUUGGGAUCGGUAACCUCGACACCAGUGACUCUGGCGUUGGGUUUAACACCGCCCUCCCUCUGGACACUGACACUGAUGCCGCCGAUCAUAACCUCGACUCUGUGGCUGUAAGCGUCUCUGAAGCCCCGCCAAGCCCCCCGCCCGCUGCUGCUGCUGCCGAGUCCAAGCCAAGCACUCCUCCUGCUGUGGAAGUAAAAUCAAGUCCAGUAGUUAAAACUAAAGCCCCUCCAACACCUGAGCCUACAAAAACCCCCGAGCCCACGAAAACCCCGGAUCCACCAGUUGAGAUUAAGCUAGACGUGCCCAAACCUGCAGAUGUUAAGCUCAGCCCAGCCUUAACCCCUGAGCCUAAGUUUAGUCUGAGUCCAGCUGAUCCAAAACCUGCACCCACCCCGAGCCCAGAGCCCAAAUCACCUGCUCCGAAAGCCCCCUCUCCAUUACCUGAAAGUAAAAGUGCCCUGACUCCAACGGCUGAAAGGAAAAGUGCCCUGACUCCAACGGUUGAAAUUAAAAGUGCCCUGACUCCAACGGCUGAAAGUAAAAGUGCCCUGACUCCNACGGCUGAAAGGAAAAGUGCCCUGACUCCAACGGCUGAAAGAAAAAGUUCCCUGACUCCAACGGCUGAAAGGAAAAGUGCCCUGACUCCAACGGCUGAACGUAAAAGUGCCCUGACUCCAACUCCUGAGCCCUCUAAGCCAACCACACCCGAGCCCAUCACCAACGGUACGCCUGAGCCAGACUCCAAACCCAGCCCGGAUCACAUUGAUAUCAUCGAGGUUCCAAAAGCAGCUCCCCCGAAAACCCCUGAAGUCGAGCCGAAAUCUAGUGGCGCUGCAAUGGAGGCCAGCAAAGAUGGCGCCGUGGCUGAGGAUCCAACCACCACCACCACCUGAGAACUGCCCCUGCAAAACACCAAGGGAAGCCCCACAGAUAUUCUCAAUCUACCACCACUGACAAUCGAACACCCCCCACCAAAUAAUGAAGAAACCACUGAAACCGGAGCGAGGACUUCGGUCCAACAUGUCUAACACCUGAACACAAUAUUACUUUGAUAACGGUAUCUAACUCACAAACUAACACAUAGCCUGUGAGACUUUUUGAUUCAUAACAACGUAUACAUAUACAGUAACAGAUGUGGCUUGUUGUUAAAAUCUGUUUUUUGGUAACUUUAUAUUAGAACUGUCAGACUGCAAAUUAACUCCUUUGCAGAGUUUACAAAUAAAACUCCACAUAAGGUUUUUCUAACAUAAUAGCCAGAGAGGUUUACAACAUUACAUUAAAACAAAAAUAUACUGGAAGUAUAUUGUCAGACCUAACUGUUUCCAAUCUAAAAUGCUUGUUCCUCUAUCAGCAUGUGGAUAAAAUGCAUGAAAUUUACAGCCACUCAGAUUUUUUUUUUAGAUUGGACGUCAUCAAAACAAAAAGAUUAAAGCGCUUUGUUAACACGCUGUACAUACUGUUGCAGAAAUAAAGCCUCUGAAACAUCUGCAAUACAUGAUCACAUAUAGGACAACAAUUAGUUUUGCGUAACUUCACCAAACUAAUAAUACUAACUUUACUAUUUAUAGCCUCUGAUAUUGAUAUUCAGUCUCCCAAUGGAUAUCUCCGCUGAUUAAAAUGUGUUUUGCCGACUGAUCCCUAAAGUCCGGAUCAACCACUUUGCUGCCUUUGAUCUGGAUUUCCCCGCGGCUCUAUAAAAGUCCCAUUAUUCCUUCAGUUUAUUAGCAAGCUUAUAACAGCAGCAACUCCAGCACUUAAUAGGACCACCAUGUACCCGCUGUGUUUCCAAGGUGAAACCCUGAAUGAAAACGUCUGGUGAGGUCAAAAGUUAGCACGUGCUAGCUUGUUUCUUCUUUUUUUGUAUCCCUUUCUCCUUUCCUUCGCGGAGAAUUACUUACUUAAAGGGACAGAACACCCAAAAACACAGAAGGCAUAUUUGCUCUGUUAUGAUAUCUGUGGUGCUGUUCAGUAAUCUAAAUCGUUCUGGUGUGUGUUGCCAAGUGUUGGAGAUACCUGCCGUAGAGAUGUCUGCCCUUCUCUUAAAUAUAAUGAAACGACUUAGUACUUGGCUUGUGGUGCGCAAGUGUGCCAAAAAUGAAUUUAGAAAACACAACAGCAAUGUUUCUUUCUAAGUUUCUUUUACUAAAGUACACCUGCUACAAAGGGAAGCGUGCAUCCACCUCCCUUUGCACGUGUAAUUUGUCAGUAAUGAAGUUGUUUCUACAUUAAACUGAUCGUAACAAGGUGUGUGGAUUAUCUUGAUUAUUGUGAUAUCUGGAAAGAAAUAUUGCUGAUGAGUUUUUUUUUAAAUCUACAUUGAUACAUGUUACCGGAAGUAAGAGCAGAAAAUUAUUUUGCGGUGUCUCUUAAAGUACACAGCUUUUGACAGAGAUUUGAUUAAGAUUUAUUGUUUCUUUCCAACUAGAUAUUUCCUCUGAAGUAUUUGGUUGUGUUGACAGUGACUUAAAGUAGUUCCUGUUUCUUUAAUGGUUCAAAACACUUCAAUGACGCAUUCAUGGAAGCCACAGCAUCAUUUGUGUGGCUGUUUAACACAGAUCAAAUGUAGCUGAACCUCCUGUAUAGUAGAGGGAGGUGUGCAGAUACAUUUUAGUGUUACAAAAUGCAUGUCUCUGCCUCAUAUUUUAACCAACCAAUGGAAAGUCCAGGUUAAUUGCACGGAAA
Molecule: messenger RNA, 2800 nt
Organism: Notothenia coriiceps (black rockcod)
Lineage: Eukaryota; Metazoa; Chordata; Actinopteri; Perciformes; Nototheniidae
Product: vegetative cell wall protein gp1-like
Exons: 3
Source: RefSeq, a predicted model, not a curated record